Capsicum annuum is the source of this 1121-nucleotide messenger RNA. RefSeq names its product protein SRC2. Gene Ontology annotation, biological process: defense response. The transcript has a single exon. The record is from RefSeq and is a predicted model, not a curated record. Lineage: Eukaryota; Viridiplantae; Streptophyta; Magnoliopsida; Solanales; Solanaceae. The coding region runs from base 206 to 1036 and encodes 276 amino acids.
CCAAAAGGCAGAAAUGAAAGUUCAAAGAAACAAAUCGACUGGUUGCUGUUUUUCCUAAACGUCAUUUAGAAAGCAGUCAUAUUACGUGCUAUAAAUACUCAACUCCAGAAUCAUCGUUUGCUCACAUUUCUACCCAACUAUUCCAUUACACCUAUAAAGUUUCUUCUAGAGUGUGCAACAUUAUUCCUUUCAACGUUGCCUGAAAAUGGGAUCACGAUACGAAGUUGAAGUAAAAAUAACAUCAGCCAAGGAUUUGAAGAACGUCAACUGGCGUUACGGUCCCCUGAAGCCCUACGCAGUUGUCUGGGUUGAUCCCAAUGCUAAAGGGUCCACUAAGGUCGACGAAGAAGGCGAUACUUCGCCUUAUUGGAACGAAAAACUCGUCAUCCCUUUGAAUUCUCAGAUUGAAGAUUCCACCUUGUACAUCGACAUCGUUCAUGCUAAUUCAGAAGAGGACACCAAGCCUCUCAUCGGAUCCGCUAAGAUUCCUCUUAGAGAAGUCGUCGAUGAUGUUGGUAUAGGCUGUGAGCUGGAGCGUACCCUCCAGCUCAAACGCCCUUCUGGCCGUCCUCAAGGAAAGGUAGAAGUACGGGUUACUGUACGUGAGCCACAGUACUACCGUGCUCGAGAUGCCUAUUACUCACCUCCGUACGGUGUGCCCCCUCCUUCCCAACCUUAUAAUUACGGCGGAGGUUAUGGUGCUCCUUACAGCGCCCCACCUCCACCACCUCCGCCUUAUGGUCAGGCAAGCUAUGGGCAGCCAGCAUACGAUGUGGGAGGAUACGGGCAGCCGGCAUACGGGGACGGAAGCUACGGGCAGCCAGGUGUAGGGUCUGGUUACGAAGAGGAGAAGAAGAAGAGCAAGUUUGGAAUGGGGACAGGAUUGGCUGUGGGUGCAGUAGCAGGGGCGUUAGGUGGACUGGCUAUAGCAGAGGGUAUUGAUCAUUUGGAGGACAAAAUCGCCGAUGACGCAGCGGAGAAAGUGGAGGAAGAUCUCGCCGACGACGACGGUGAUUAUGGCGGAGACGACUUUUAAGCAACAGUCUUUAUUUUCUUUUUAAGUUUCUAUUAGUAAUAAGUUGUUUUAGUGGCGCUCUAUAAAAUUUGUUUUUAGAUUUUGA